AUGCGGCCACUUGGCCUCUCCUGGGCCCCCUGGCUGGCCCUCUACCAGGCGCCCUGGCCGGCACACGGCGGGUCUAGUGGGCUCCUGGCCACUGGUCCAGGUGCUGGUGCGCUGGUCAUCGGUUCUGAGGAUCUCCAGAAAUUGCGUGGAGCCUUGGGGCGCGUGGCCGACGAGCUGCAUUUGGUCUUGGGGCUCCUGGACCAGCACCUGGAGGCGGGGCUGCCGGCACCGCUCCGUGAUGCAGCCAGCGUCUCGGAGGAUGCGCAGCUUCGGGUGCAGCAGGUGGAAGCCGCUCGGCGCGCGGCGGCUGAGGUGGCCGGCCGCGCCGCCGGGGUGGCGGGCACGGCGGCAGCGCUGGCAGCCGGCGAUUUCGUGCCAAUGCCGCGCGUCGAGGACAUCAGUGACGACGGCCCGCAAGCGCCUCCUCGUCCAGCGCCAGAGGCGAAGGGCGCCAAAACAGCGGUGACAUGGAUCAGUUCAGGUCUCACGCUCCUGUUUUGGGUUUGCAUCUUCUUCCUUGACAUCGUCAUCGUAGUCGGGAUGCAGAUCUUUCUGGAGUCCAUCGGCCGAAAGCGAACAGGUCGCGAGAUCAUGUCCCAGAAGGCCAUGGCCAACGCGCUGGCCAAGGCCGCCACGGGCGGCCCGACGGGGGCUCCCAUCCCCGAGCCCAGUGCAGCAGGCAGCCAGCGACUUUCAGUCCUCUCCCAGGAAGAGCUCUUGGCCCACCUGCUGGCCGAGCAUUGGGUGAAGAUCGUCAUAGGCCUGGGCCUAGCCGUUGCUCUGCGACUGCCGCAGCUGUUCCUUAGCGAAGACGGGGUCGUCUUCCACAUGCUUUUUACCUUGGUGACGGUCCUCAGAUGCAUGUCUCCUGUCAUGCUCUGGUUUCGCGACGAGAUGGGCUUGCCGAAGAAGGGAAAAUCAACGGCAACCAACACAUCGACUGGUGCCGUGCCCGCGGCGGCACCGCACAAGCACAGCCAGUAG
Messenger RNA from Symbiodinium sp. CCMP2456, 984 nucleotides. The record is from the annotation of a GenBank genome assembly. Lineage: Eukaryota; Dinophyceae; Suessiales; Symbiodiniaceae.